GCAUUCCUGCCACCAGACAUUCCUACGCUCGACGAUGCCAGCAUCAAUAGGUGAAUGAACUGCACCGCCACCUCCUGAUUAGCCUGCCUAUUGCCACUUUCCGUCGUCUUCCUACAGACUUGGGUUAGACACAAGAGGAAUGCGGUCAGACUUCCUGCAGUCCAUGGACCUCGAGCCUCAGUAUGGCAUCCUUAUCAUAGCAUCCUCCAUCUUUGUCGCCUUUCUUGCUGGAACGUGGCUGCAUUCCAGAAGCAAAGAUGGGCAACGAGCGCCUCCUAAUUCCAAUUUGCCGUUCGGGGGUGACCUGCUAUACGUCAUGUGGGAUAUGAAGGCGUGUUUUGAUAGUGUAUUAAAAGCAUUUGAUGGACUCCCUGUGCGACUUCGUCUGAUCUUCACCGACAUGUUCGUCGUCUUUGGUCCGGAAAACGUCAAUACGGUGUGGAAGUCGCCCAACCUGCACCAUCGAGCGUUCCGCAAUGCUUCUCUGAACACCAUGUUCAAGAUCUCGCAGGCGCAGCAUGACUUUUACGUCUCGGACGAUUCGGGGCAUUCUGAGCGACCGACGCCGGGGUCCAAGAGACCUCCGCAUCUGCGUGUUGAUUACGCCGGAAUGAAUCCGGUCCAGAAACUGCUGACCGGCCCAGCGUCAAAGCUGCUUGAAGAUCGCCUCAAUGCGAAUUUGUGGGAAUACUAUACCCAGACCAGCAUCAGCACAUCAGAGUGGACUGACCUGGAUGAUCUAUGGUCGUUUGUGCGAAAUGCAUGUUCGACGUCGAUUUUGAGAGCAAUAUACGGGGAGCGGCUCCUGGAGGUUAUUCCGACGUUUAUAGAAGACUUCUGGACCUUUGACAAGACCAUCCACAAGCUCUCGCAGCGGACCCCCCGAUGGCUCUGUCCACAGGCGUACAAGUCGCGCGACAAAUGCAUUGACGCCGUCAUUAAAUGGCACGCCGAUAUCGAGCCUACCGUCAGAAAGGCUACGCCAGGCGAAGUAGCCUGGAGUCCCAUCUACGGCACCGAUGCCAUCCGCGCUCGUUUGACUGCUUGGGCUCAGAUGCCCGUCUACGUAGAGGAUCCGGGCACAUCGGCGGCAGACGACCUCGCAUUCAUAUGGGGUGCAAACGCAAACUUAAUCCCAGCCUCCUUCUGGAUGCUCGUCGAAGUCCUGCACAAUCCGGCCCUCCUAUCCGACGCCCAAGCCGCCAUCGCCCGAUGCACGACCACAACCACAUCCACCACGCCCAACACCACAACCAUCCCAAUCGACACAACCGCCCUCUCCACAAACCCCCUCCUCCAAGCCAUCUACGCCGAAACAAUGCGCCUCCACGUCAGCACCCUCCUCCUCCGCAGCCCAGCCCGCGUCCCCCUCCCCCUAGGCCCCUACUCCAUCCCGGCCGACACAUCUAUCCUAAUCUCCUCCCUCCACGCACACACCGACCGGCGCGUCUGGCACAGUCCCGCUUGGCCCGUGGAUACGUUUCAGCCGCUCCGCUUUCUCUCCCCGGCCUCGGCAUCAGCUUCGGCAUCUGCGCACAGGGAGCACGUGCCAGACACGCCCAUAAAAACCAACACAGAUAAUACUCAGGAACAGCAGCAGCAGCAAGCACAGCAACUUCAAGACCAGCAAUUCUCCCUAGCCCCCUACAAAAACGCCUGGAUCCCCUACGGCGGCGGCGCGAAUAUCUGUCCGGGCAGGCAUUUGGCCAAGAAGGCGAUGAUGGGCCAUCUUGCUGUUGUGCUGACGUUGUUUGAGUUUGAUACUGGUGGGGAUGGGGGUGUGCCUGGGGAUGAUAUGGAGCGGUUUGGGCUGGGGACGUGUGCGCCGGAUCGGGAGGUUAGGGUUCGGGUGCGGAGGAGGAAGGGGUGAAGGGGUGAGUGAGAUGGGGGAGUGUGGAGGAAGGAGGAGGUGAGGGGCGUGAGGGAGGGAUAAAGGAACUCAGAACAUACACCUUGAGAAGAAGACAUCGAGUAAACCCCUAUUAGAACAGAAAUUAUAUAUAAGAACAUACCACAUCCUAUCUCAGUCUUAGUCUCGGUAUGCGUAGACUCGAUAUGUGAGCAUCUAGAGAAAAGAAAAGACUAAAACUCCAAAGGAAUAAAAAGAAAUGCAUCGACCGAGAAUCGAACUCGGGUCGAGUCGAUAUCCUGAAAAAUGCCCCCUUACCGUAGAACAGAGAAGGGAACGAACUGGCAACGACUCAGUAUACCACUAACCCACCGAUGCAACUUCCUGUACAGUUCUGUGAUGGAUAUGUAUUUAUUUGUCUCUGUUGGUUUUCUUUUUGCGAAUAUGAGGGUGUGGG
Messenger RNA from Pseudovirgaria hyperparasitica, 2306 nucleotides. Its product is annotated as cytochrome P450. The transcript has 3 exons. Gene Ontology annotation, molecular function: steroid hydroxylase activity; oxidoreductase activity, acting on paired donors, with incorporation or reduction of molecular oxygen; iron ion binding. The record is from RefSeq and is a predicted model, not a curated record. The coding region runs from base 317 to 1870 and encodes 517 amino acids. NCBI's taxonomy places the organism in Eukaryota, Fungi, Ascomycota, Dothideomycetes, Acrospermales, Acrospermaceae.